UAAGUUGGUGGAUAUUGCUGUCUCUCAAGAGCUUCGUGAUGAGGUGAAAAGUCUCCACCUAUCUCUGCAAGAAAAUUAUAAAAUUCUUCCAGGCACUAAUCUGCUAUCCAUCAACGGGCUCAUUGUUUCGCCAAAAGUGGACAUUUCUUCUCUAUUAGAUAUUAUUUGGCGAGAGUCUUGGAUAUUAACGAGGCUACAUCGGCUUGGAAUUAGAGGCCCUGCACUUUACAGCCUCCUCUCCCUACCUUUGGAUCAAGUUGGCUCAGAGUUUUCAUCUACAGGAAUAGAAUCCGAUGGGGCUACAGCUCAAUCAUUAUUCGGCAGCAGACCUACAUCUCUCACAGUUACUCAACCACCAAUCAAUCUGGGCCAGCAUGUCCGGCUCAGCCUGACUGGUCGCUUUAUGCUUGAUCUAAGGGGCGCUCCAUUAAUAUACCUCAACAACUUAGAGUCAGAUCCAGCCUAUGCAGGCUGGAAAAAGUCAGUUCGCGGUCUUUUUACUAUGGAUUUUAUCUCAGGGAGUAGUGGUCUAAAGCAGGUAGCCAAAAAUCUUUUUAAUGUUGUCCUCGUCAUUGAUCCAGCAAACCCGAAUUGUACCGAUAUCCUUCGAUUCACGGAAUCAUUUAUACUGCACCGAGUCGGAAUUAGGUGA
Messenger RNA from Protopolystoma xenopodis, 652 nucleotides. The record is from the annotation of a GenBank genome assembly. Lineage: Eukaryota; Metazoa; Platyhelminthes; Monogenea; Polystomatidea; Polystomatidae.